Miscanthus lutarioriparius is the source of this 1578-nucleotide messenger RNA. The record is from the annotation of a GenBank genome assembly. Lineage: Eukaryota; Viridiplantae; Streptophyta; Magnoliopsida; Poales; Poaceae.
AUGGGUUGCUUCCUCGCCUGCUUCGGCGGCGACGCCGACCGGCGCCGGCGGCGCCGGAAGUCGCGGAGGCAGUCUCCCGCGAGGUCUCCGCCGCGGUCGAUUCAUGUUGCGGUGGCCCGCGAGACGGCGGAUGUGGUGGUGAAGGAGGUGUCGCUGCCGUUGCGCGGGGCGAAGCCCUCGACGCUGGCGGAGGCCGUGGAGGUCCCGGACGAGACAGUCGCCGAGGCUGCCGAUGUGGCGGUGAACGACGCGUCGCUGCUGUCCAAGGAGGUGAAGGCUUCAACGACGCCGUCGGCUGUGGCGGCUGCGGAUGAGGCGGUCACCGACGCGAGUCCUGUCGAGGAGCUCAGGGAUUUGAGUGAGCAAAAGGUGUUGGAGAAGCAAGCCGCACCAUCACUCUCCCCAGUGAAAUGUUCUCCUAUUGUGCCAGCAGUUGUUUCUCCACAGGAUUCAGUGGAGUGUUCUCCUGUUGCGGCAGUAGUAGUUUCAGCUCUGGAUUCAGAUCUCAGGGAGGUGAAUGAGCAUGGCAGUCAGAGCAGUGGCAAGAAGAAAGUAACAUUCGACAUGAAUGUCACAACAUAUGAAAAUGCAGUACCACCUGACCAAGAGGAGGAACCACCAGAAGAAGAUGAAAACUAUGUGCAGAAUAUUGUGGUUCUCCCAGAGAAUCAUCGUUACCAGAAUUGUUUUGACAGUGAUGAUGAUGUUGGAGAUGAGUAUGCUGAGGAUGAUGUCUAUGGUGAUGAUAGUGAUGAAGAUGAGGAGGAUUUUCUGGACUGCAAGAUUGAUUUGGUUGAUGAGGAGGAAAUUAGGACUGAAGAAAACAAGCAGGAGUCUCAUGAAUCCCUAUUCUCACUGUCAAUGUCUAAUGAUCAGCAAAAUGACCAAGAAGUUGUCAGUCCUGCACCCAAGAGCAGUGGUACCUCUGUAGAGGCAGAAAGCCCUCUAAUUACGACAAAGAAACUCCGUGAUAGAUGUCAGUAUGUUCAUCCUGUGCUAAACCCGGUUCAGAAUCUGUCACAGUGGAAGGAAGUUAAGAGUCUCAAGGCCCAACCAGUGCAUGAUAAAAUGUUGGAUAAGGAGAAUGUAAGCUUAGUGCCACAUGUUGGUCCAAGCCAUUACUGUAAUUCUGCAAGCCACACAAGGAUGAACCCUAGCAUGUCAAGCAACAAGGAAAUUUCUCUGGACGCUAGCCUCUCUACCUGGUUGGUUUCUUCUGAGAACUCAACAGUGGACAAGGUGCAAAGCAAAUCAACUUGUUCCAACUCGUCAGUAAACCGAGAGGAAAGGCCUAUCCUGGGUGCUCUGACUGUUGAUGACCUGAAGCAAUCAUCGGCUGCAUCAUCUCCACAAAGAUCUCCAAGAACUAACCGUGAGGGGGCUCCAAUCUUGGGUACAGUCGGAAGUUACUGGCAUUGCACAGAGCAGAACAAUGAGUACUGUUCUUCUAGAUCCAAUUCAGGAACUAAUGGGAUUCCCAAUUCAACAAGCAAGUACAGAGAGGACAAAAGGGUGAACUGGCACUCGACUCCCUUUAAUGUCAUACUGGAUAGACCUCUGAAGAAAACUUCUGCAUGA